Messenger RNA from Toxorhynchites rutilus septentrionalis, 1499 nucleotides. RefSeq lists its product as uncharacterized. Bases 189 to 1247 code for a protein of 352 amino acids. NCBI's taxonomy places the organism in Eukaryota, Metazoa, Arthropoda, Insecta, Diptera, Culicidae. The record is from RefSeq and is a predicted model, not a curated record. The transcript has 4 exons.
AAUUUGCAUUCGUAGAUAAUUGGUGCUCAACUGUAAGUGCUAAAAUUUAGUACCAUUCGAAAAAUUUGACAGUUGCCGAAUCGAAAUCAAAAAUCAAUUUGAACUGAACGUUAAUCAAGACCACUCUGGAAUAUAUUUAAAUUAUAAUAGGAAAAUUAAUUAAAUUAUAAUAGGAAAAUAUUCCUAACAUGAAUAUGAUGUAUAAAAACUCACUGAUGAAGUGUCCUCGUACACCGGCUCCGAUGAGAAACUCGAGCUUUCUCAUGUCCGCUGCAGCCAUUCUCGAGACACCGACGUUGCUGAAAAAAACACCUACCAUUAGUGCCAACACUAAUAAUCGUUCAAACGUAUCACAUUUACAAACACCCUCUGCUGCUCCGAAAGCCGCGAUGCAGUUGCUCAUGUUCAAUCAAAUGCAAACAUCCGCAGCUAUUUCAGGUUCAGGAGAGUCUCCUUUCAGCCACACAUCUUUUGAAAAAUUCAAUUUCAGUAGCAGCGACGGCUUUAAUUUCGCUACCUCAAAUGUCCCGAGAGCCUACACGAACCACCCAACAAUUGCUGCCAGACAUCCGCCUAAUUUUAGCAAUGAAAACUUGAACAAGCGGAAACUAGAGGAAAGAUUUUCUCAAGCUGGAAGGCAAGCAAAACGGGUAUCGUUCGAUAUGUUCCCAUUAAAACCGAACAAAUCAUUAAAUGCAAACAGGCGGCUUUCAAGGGUUUCCCAAGCCAUCAGAUCCAGCUCUUCGAUGACCACUAAACACACACAAAGUGAACUAACUAAGUCAGUUCCGAAAAGGUUGCGAAUUCUAACUGGAACGGUUGAAAACGUUCUAAAGCUCACCAAAACUGCCCCGGAGGGCAGCUCACCACUGGUUGAGGUCUUUGCCAUGGUGCUCAACAUCAAAAGUGGCACGUACGAAUGCGAGAAGGUGUUGCUUCUGAGGAACAAAACCGGUCCCAUAAUGCAGGGAGUUUUCUACGAAAUCGAUUUUCGUAUGGAGCUGAUAAGCGUUGGGGAUUUGGUGCGCUGCGUUGGCCGAUUGACCGGAGGAAGUCGACUGCAGAUUUUGAAGAUUGCGCAGGCGACCCCGGAGGAGGAGCGAAUGGCUCAGCGUCUGCAAACGGAAAAAAGUUGUAUUUACAGUUCGUUAUCCCCGUUCGAACAAAAAGUCGAAACAGAAGAAACUAGGAAAAUCUCAGCAACUGGCCGAGGACGUCCAAUCUUACCCCCCGGAGGAAUUACGUGAUGGAGCAAGCCACGUGACAUCAACACCAGCACAGAACGCAUAAGUCAGCAUUCUGCUCACAAUAGGAAAACGCAACAUCAUCAACAACCAUGAACCACGCCACCCGAUCAAAGUCCAUAGACGCCACCAUCGAAUCCGAAAUGUCUCAUCAGCAGAUUUAGGUUAUUUAAGAUCUCACCUUCGAAUAGCUAGGUCAUUAUGUGUACAACCUUGUAGUGAUAAAGAGUGAAAUAAAUGUUUUUUUUCGAUUAA